This is a messenger RNA of Lobosporangium transversale, 1103 nucleotides long. RefSeq lists its product as hypothetical. Gene Ontology annotation, cellular component: membrane. The transcript is spliced from 5 exons. The coding region runs from base 1 to 942 and encodes 313 amino acids. The record is from RefSeq and is a predicted model, not a curated record. Lineage: Eukaryota; Fungi; Mortierellomycota; Mortierellomycetes; Mortierellales; Mortierellaceae.
AUGAGAUCACUACACGUGAAAGUACCAUAUAGACAGCUGGAGCUUCAGGAAGAUAUACCAGGGAUGAUGAGAAGCUCUUUGCCACUGCCUUCCCCAAGACAUCGGUAUCUUAUUUCAGCUUUUUUGCUCUUUGUCUUGGUAGGCAGCGACAACAACAGCAGUAGCAGCAGUAGCAGUAGCAUCAGUGGUUACCAGCAAGAUUCGGCUUCACAUCAUAGCGUCAUUAUGGCUCCAACCCUGUCUUUCAACAUCGAUAGCUUGUGCGUAAGCAGCAUUAUCUUCAUCUCUUUCUUGGGCCUUUUUGGAGUCGUAAGGGCUAGUAAACCAGCGAUGAAAGUGUACUUUGCACUGGUGAUAGCAUUCAGUUUUGUACAGGGUAUCAUUGCAGUCAAAGGUUUCCUCUCAGGCAUGAGCUGGGUUCAAAACACUCUGGAUCUUUCAUGGGAGAACGCAUAUGAAAAUGAUCCAGAUCUCAUCAAGGAGUUACAGAAAGAGCUCCAGUGUCAAGGGUUCAAAGAUAGCAAUGAUAGAUCUCUAGAGCAACCGCUAGGAAGAAUGGGCGAUCAACUGCCGCCUUGCAUUGGAGCUUUGGAAUCAAACUUCGGUAAGAAACUCCAAGAGUUCGGGACGUUUAUCUUGUAUAUACGAUUGAUUCAGUUGGUGGGUGUAAUCAUGUUGUCAAUUAUAUUUAAAUACUUGGCAGUCAUGGGAGAUGAAGAAGAUCAAGAUGAAGAAGAAGCUUUGACACGUCAAAUGUGCGAGAAGUCGGGGUAUUACUGGACCACUAAGCAGGUAGAAGAUGCUAAUGCACAGGUGCCAUUGUUGUCAGUUGAGAGCAUGGAUGAAGACGCGUUGUCGCUAGAUGAAUACGGCGAUGAUAGCGAGCACGCUUUGAAUGGACAAAGUUUGUCAUACCCAGAAGUAAGGGUAAUUUCCUUGUAAAUAAACAUCUCCUAGUUUUGAUCAGUGCGCGACGCCACGUUCUGCCCCUUUUGAGUUUUAUGUUUAGGAAAAUAUAAAAGGUUGAAAGGAGGAGACCAGUUAUUUAAGGUGCAUGAGCUGUCAAAUAUAUAUAUAUGUAUAUAAACAUUUACUUAAUAUCG